Messenger RNA from Nezara viridula (southern green stink bug), 390 nucleotides. Lineage: Eukaryota; Metazoa; Arthropoda; Insecta; Hemiptera; Pentatomidae. The record is from the annotation of a GenBank genome assembly.
AUGAAAGUGAUCGGAACCGCGAAUGAAGGUCUACAGCAAGGACAAGACCCUCGGCAUGAGAUAAUCUUGUUGUUGUUUCUCAAAGAUUAUGCUGAGAGUUCAAGAACCGUCGGUAUAAUCCCAGGCUGUUCUAAAGUUAAUGAUUAUGCAAGGCAGACUGAUGAUGUCAUCGUCUACGUCCGUUCUGUACCUGAGGGUCUACAGCCCAGGUACAUCAGUCUCCACGUCUGGUUAUUGGCAGAUAAUAUCGGAACUCCUGGUCUCCAAGCCCAUCCUAUUUUCGUGAGGCCUUGUGCUCAAGGAUUCCCCGGCUCUUCUAUUUGCCCACUGAUCAAAUAUGGAAAAUGCUAUAGCGAGCUGGCGCCCCAAAAUGGAUAUGUAGGAGAUUGA